Molecule: messenger RNA, 12320 nt
Organism: Dromaius novaehollandiae (emu)
Lineage: Eukaryota; Metazoa; Chordata; Aves; Casuariiformes; Dromaiidae
Product: myosin heavy chain, skeletal muscle, adult-like
Exons: 44
Coding region: 6369-12188 (1939 amino acids)
Biological process (GO): muscle contraction
Cellular component (GO): myosin II complex; cytoplasm; myosin filament
Molecular function (GO): ATP binding; actin filament binding; microfilament motor activity
Source: RefSeq, a predicted model, not a curated record
CAGCAUGUAUCUUGGUGGCUGAAAGGCAGACGGACCAGCACCAGUUUCAGUCCUACCUCUGUUUAUUACAGCCACGAGGAGCAGUGGCCUGAGGUUCAUAGGCGAUGUGUAGAAAGCAGCGUGUGUAGAAAGAUCUGGUCCAGCACAAAUUCUGGUUGCGUGGAUACAGCCAUUUCAGGACAGUAAAUUUGUAUCCUCUAAACUUGCCAGCAUUGUAGGGUUCCCAGCAGGCAGCAGUAUCUGCUGCAAUCACUCUGUCUUGUUCUGCAUAGUUAAUCCAAAAGAAAAAUCUGAGUUAGAGAAGCCUUAUAACUUCUCUGUGUCUGUCUGUGUGUACACAGAAGGGCAUCUAGUGUUGCCGAAUCAAUUUUAACCCUUUCUCUUCUGAAUUAUAGGUGGCUGCUGUCAGACCUGAUGAUGUGUAUGUCAUGAACCCCCCUAGGUUUGGCAGAAUUGAAGAUGCAGAUAUGCUGACCUGCCUACAUGAACCUGCUGUCCUGUAUAACCUCAAGGACUGCUACAGCUCCUGGAUGAUCUGUGCAGCCCUGAUGGCAGAAAAGCUGAAGAAGGAGCGAGGCACCAGCGCCCACCUGGAGAGGGUGAAGAAGAACCUGGUUGGGAUGGUGAAGGAUGUGCAGCUCUGUCUGGAAAAGGCCAAGCAGCUGGCACUGAAGGGAGGCAAGAAGCGGCUCCAGAAGAUCUAUUCCAUGAUGGUUGCCAACACUGAACAUGAGUUUCAAAGAAUGAAGAAGACAGGAAGAACAUGAUGAGGUUACAAGAUCUGGUAGAUAAACUGCAGAUGAAAGUCCUAUCCUACAAAGGACAAGCUGAGGAAGCUGAUGAAAAAGCUAAUACUCAUGUCUACAAAUUCAGCAAAGUACAGGAUAAGCUAGAAGAGGCUGAGGAACAGGCAGAUAUUGCUGAGACGUGAUUCAAAAAGCUCAGAGCUAAGACCUGAGAACUUCCUGCUACAAAGGAGCUGAAAUAAGGUAUGAGAUUGUCUUUCUGCAGAAUCCGUUGCAAGCUGUUGAGAGACUGUGGAGGUUUUUGGUAUGUUAAACUAAUCUACUUUAAGCCCCAUGCUUCUUGAUUUGACUUCUUUAAUAUUAAAUUAUCUAGCUUACUGCAUAAAUAUCUUUGCAUUACAGGUGAGUAUUCAAAGUAGCAAGGGACAGGUUAUGUUUCCACAUUUUGCUAGAAAGCAGUCAGGUGUAGAGUAGGAACCUAGGAAGGAAAUCCAAAUCCCUAAAUCACUCUUUUGCUAUUGGAGACGAUGAUGCUGUAAACACUUUCAGGAUAUUCAUCAUGAAAGUUUUACUUCUUUUGUCUCCAUUGUCCCUGGUGGGGAGCUGCUGCAGAACCUCACUGAUGUGACAGUUUUUAACUAUUGUCUAAUCAAAAUUUACAACUUUUUCUCAAAUAUAAGAUAGAGGAUAUUUUUAAGAAAAGUUGUCUUAAAAAGGUACCUUGCUUUAUAUUCCCAUAUCAUCUGAAGUUCACAGUGAGAGUUUGGAUCUGAUGCCUUGCACAAUAUCAAGCCAGAAUCAUAGGAGAGUCUUUGGAUCAAACCAAAAUCUUGACACAGCAGUCCAUGGUGUGGUUAAUCUCCCAUCAUCAGCCAUUCAGUAAGUAGCAGGUUUGCAACCUAGCUAUAAGUCUGGGCACCCUCUAUAGUCAAUGAGGAGGAGCAGACUCCUCCAGAGGAGAGAUUACCCUAAGCUAAGAUAGGUUUCUGAGCUGUCCUUUGGAGGUGUCUAUUCUUCCUUGACUAUAAAAGGAGCCAGAAGACCAGCUCAGAGUAUACACAUCACUUUCAUUUGGGUAAAGGUAGAAGAGGAAUCCUAUCAGUUGCAGUCAGCGGUGUGGUUCCAUCUCUGUGAGCUCAGCUUUAACCUAACUCCAUACUAAUGAACCAGAGUGGGUUUGGAUAAAAAUGUCUUCUGUCAAAAUGUGCAUUAUAAUACUUCACAGUGAUCACUACUCAUGGAUAUUUGAAAAGAAAAAUUAGACAAAGAAAAGAGUAACAAAAAUUAUACGCAUUACUGCUAAAUAAGCAUACUUUGAAGAAAAAUAAAAAAAAUGUAUUAUAUUCAGGGACUCUAAUAAGACUGUUUAACAAUGGAAAAUUGGUUCCUGCUUUUGAGAUUCUUCAGCCUGUAGGUUUGCUGUAGUCAGACACUCAAAAGCAAGUAAUUCUUGUAUUUCCCCAUAAGUACCCUCUGCUCUUCUCCCACAAUACCCACACCUCCCCCUUCUUCACCUUCACUUACCUCUGUUUGCCUGAUCCAGCAUACCUAUGUGCUGACUGCCUAGCUUAUAAACCUAGAUUAAUAAACUAGCCCAGCACUGUGCUCCAGGAUAACCAUGAGACCAGGCACUGUCCAGAUCACCUGCAAACCAGACUUGUUAUUCCUGAAAAAUAAGAUUCUUACUGCUGCUGUGGCCUUUUACAUCCAGAAGUAGGGAGCACACACCCAGAGUUGGAGCCUCCUUACAAAGGAUGAUGAGAGCUGAUAGAUGCUAUGAGCUGCCAGCUACUUACAGUCCAGGCAAUGACAACCCAGAGGAGGCAGGAGUGGGAAUUUCCCUGUGGGAUGGGUUGGCAUGAGACAGAGGAGCCCAGAUAAGUGGCUUCUUGCUGGUGACCUGUCUGUGGAUCUUUUAAGGUUUUGUUCUUGGUUUUACCCCUAUACAUGGGAAAUAGUGGAAACUGUACAGAGAGCACAUGGCUCUUGAUCCUUUAGGAGCUUGGGUUCCCAGCUGAGAAAGGCUUUGGGUGCACUUGGCACCGUGAAUCAGUUUCACAUCUGCCAGCCAGACUGGAACACCCCAACUACAGCACUGGGCUUGGUGACAGCCCUGGUUAUCACUGGAGUCUGUUUCCCCAUACCCUGGCCUCCUGGUCACAUUAGGUAUUUAGCAGAUCUCUAGCUUUGCACCACAACUUUCUGUGUUCACAAGUGCUCAGGAUUGUUAGCACAGCUAUGAACAGUGAAAUUCUGGUUGCAAGGGCAACAAAAAGUCUGUGAUGUUAGAGAGAUUUCCCUCAGUAUGCACUGAGGAGCUGCUCUCCUGAUCUCUCCAGUGCUACAGAAAGACAGGAAACAAGCAGCUUUUCAUACAGGCUGGUAGGGCAAGCCCUUCAUGACUAUAGAACAGUCCUUCCACCUCUCUGUCUUACUGCAGUGGCCUGGGAUUUUUCAGAUCACUCAGGUGUCAACCCAUCUUUUCUUACUAUAGAAACUUAGCUGUUUGUCUUGCUGUGGGUAGGUCUGAAAGAUAUGGGCAUGAGGUGCAGAUGUCCGGGGACGCCACAAGGCAGUGCAGACAGAGAUCCUUCUCUAACAUGGUGCUCCAGAGGAGAAAUGGGGAGAGAAUGAGUCUGUGCCCACCUGUGAGCUUCCAGUCGACUGUACCCUGUGCUGUUCUGAAGGCAGGGCUAUUCUGACAUUGGUCCCCCAUAUCUGCCACUCAGGCCUGCUGUGGGAAGAUGAAGGGAUGCAGGAUUUCCAGCAUGUAUUGGGCUGAACCGAGGGCUGAAUCAGACUGUUGGCAGGGAGGAGAGGAGAUUAGUUCCUGUGGACAAAGCCAUGUCUGGGCAGCAAAAAUGCUUUUUCCUUCAUUGUAUCUUAUUUCAGUUUUCCUGCCUUAUAUCUAUCUUCUGAACCUGAUGCUUGCCUCCCAGCUAGGCAGGCUGAUAGCAGUGUGUCCCUAGGGGCAGCUGUCAUGAGAGUGCUGACACACCCAGUGAAUAUCUGCAGUGGAAAUGUUUUUUGGGGAGUGAAGCCCCAAUUAUACUACACAAAAUGCAAUACUCAUAGCCAACCUGGAGCCUCAGGGCUGUGCCUGGCUAGUCUACCAUGGCGCAAAAGGCAGCCACCUGUGUUUCCAGAAGGGACUCGUGGCUGCUGGCAGUUGUGUUGUUCUUGUGAUAACUAUGGUCUUUCAUAUCCUGAGAACUUUGAGAUGAUAAGGCGUGAUUUGCUCUAUCUGCGCUUGAAGAGACAGUCCAAACCACACAACAUGGAUGAAGCCCUUUCACAAAUACUCCGCUACUAACCAGUUCCUCCACAUGCAGUAUGAAUGCCUCUCUCUUAUCUUCCCCCACAGCUCGUUGCCUUUUUUCCCCCAUGGCCUUCUUUCCUCAUCAGAUCCUCAGCCUAACAUUUUUCUUCUUUCCCCACUUCAUUCCCCACAAAUGGAAUGGGAACGUAAGCUUCUCUUAUAUCUUCUACCCCUUAGUCUCUCUCCUUCCUCUCCUCCGCACUCCCCUGAUCUCUUCCCUUUCGUGGCUGGAUUUCCCUGUCCCAGCACUCAGAGGGCUGCAGGCCAGCCCUCCCCUCUGCACACCCUCCGGGUCUGCCAGGGCACACACGCACUGCAGCGCUCUGCUCUCCCAGGUGCACCUGUGCUUGGUUAAAGGAGGCCGUAGGUCUGUCAGAGGAGACAGUGGUAUGUGAGUGGGCACCUGAGCCCACUCAUCAGUUCCAGGGCCAUCUGUCCACAGGAGAAGGCUUCCAACCUGAGCAGAAGUCUAGCAGCUCUGAGCUCUCAGCGGCCUCCCAUGGGGCUGACUAGCAGAGGAUGCAGAGGGAUCUCUGGUAAAGGGGAUGUCUGCUGUAUCCCAUAAGCAUUACAGGCUCCAUGCAGGGAUGAGAAAUAUAGUAACAUAGCGUACUGGGAGCUGAGGAAGCCGAUGAAGGUUUCAUAGACAUAGUAGAAAUGUGCUUGUUACAGAAUACUAGUUGUCUGAGUACCUCUCAUCCUCCCUUCAUUGGACUAGUUUUCUACGCCUUUGACCAUCUUAGUAGCCUAGCCCUAGUAGCUCUCCCAUUAGUUCACAUCCCUUUUGAACUGGGAAGCCCCAAACUGGACAAAGUAUUUCAGAUGAGGAUCACCAGUGGCAAAGAAAAGGGAUAAUAACUUUCUAUGAUCUGUUCACCACACUUACCAUAACACAGCCCACUACUUGCUUUGUCUUGUUUGUAGUGAGAACACUCUUAGCUCAUAUCCUUCUGGGCAUCCGCCAUAACCCCCAAGUCCUUUUAAGUAUCACUACUACUGAACUAGUUAGUUCCCAGCCUGUACUGACACUCGGGGUUAUUCUUUCCCAGGUAUGAACUUUGCACUUGUCCAUAUUGAUCUUCAUAAGGUUUCUAGUGGUCCAGCCUUCAGGUUUUUUAAUGUCCCUCUGGAAUGAACUUCUGUGUUAUUGACAACUUUGAUGGUGAAUUUUGUGCCAUCUUCCAAAUAGACUUCUUAACUUCAUGUCAAUUGAAUGUGUGUUCUUCAGGGGGAAAAAAAAAUCUUCCCUAAAAGCCGAUGAUCUUCCAUCUUGUUUUUGGAACGGGUGUAUGGGAAAAGUUGGUGGGAAAGAGGAAGCAAGCAAGGUUGACAGCCAAUAAGGUGAAAAAAUUGUGAGCAGUGCAAGCAUUGACUUUAAAGCAUGUGACACUGCACAGCUUUAGAAAUGGAAAAGGGGGCACUUAACAGCAGUUCCUCUUCCAAACUGGAAUUUAGUAGUUGCCGUUGGACAAAGUCUUAAAUGCACAUUAUGACCAAGAAAAGAUAUGGGGAGUUUUGUUGCUGAAAGUAAAAAAGACCAGAAAUGGUUGUCUCCAGUCACUUUUUUCAGACAUAGAACAUGAUCUGACAGUGCAAACAGAUGUCAGAGGUUUGUAAAUAUAUCUUUCCUUCCUGCCUCUGGCAGGGCAGUCUGUUCUGGUUAUAGGAGCAGAGGGCCUGAGACUAGUUCCCAGGGUGAAAGACUGGGGACCACCAGACUAGGGGAAAAGAUUCCUUAUCCUACUCCAAGACCUCCUUUCCUACAGGUGCAUUCUCAAGUUUCCAUUGCAUGAGCUUGAUGGCACUGAAUAUGCAUGAGAAGGAGGUUCCCGCUGUCCUACAUACUGACAGUCUGAGGUAGUUCCACUUUUACCUGUACUGCCUUACUAAAACGUAGCCUCCCACUCCUUAGGCUGUCAGCUAACCACUGGGCCCAGGGGAAGAAAAUACACAUCUUAAGGGCUGGCAACAAGUGAGGCAGCUGGUGAUCUCCAUCUCAAGACGGAUCUAUUUUCAGCAUGCCUGAAUCCCCUCUCCUCCAGGGGAAUGUCAGCACUCCAGUGCCUUGCCCACACCACAUUACUGUGCAGGACAGUCUGUAUCCAGACACAGCUUUCAGUGAGCCUCCUCUCUCUUGACUGUGCUGUGUUUUGUUUCCAGUACCAGUGGUGUCCAGCCCUGCAGAGAUGGAAACAGGAUUGGCAGAAAAUUAAUGGCUGUACUGACCAGCUGCCAGUGUGCAAGUUGCCCACCUGGUAUUUCAAGAGACACUUCUGCUAACGUACCUUCAGUAAAGUGCAGACAUGGCCUCUGCAGACUCUGAGAUGGCUGUUUUUGGAGAGGCAGCUCCCUACCUCCGAAAGUCAGAAAAGGAGAGAAUCGAGGCUCAGAACAAGCCCUUCGAUGCCAAGACAUCGGUCUUUGUGGCUCAUCCUAAAGAAUCCUUUGUGAAAGGGACGAUCCAGAGCAGGGAAGCAGGGAAGGUCACUGUCAAGACUGAAGGUGGAGAGACUCUGACCGUGAAGGAUGAUCAAGUCUUUGCCAUGAACCCUCCUAAGUACGAUAAAAUCGAGGACAUGGCCAUGAUGACCCACCUCCAUGAACCUGCUGUGCUGUAUAACCUCAAAGAGCGUUAUGCAGCCUGGAUGAUCUACACCUACUCGGGUCUCUUCUGUGUCACUGUCAACCCCUACAAGUGGCUGCCGGUGUACAACCCGGAGGUGGUGUUGGCCUACCGAGGCAAGAAGCGCCAGGAGGCCCCUCCCCACAUCUUCUCCAUCUCUGACAACGCUUAUCAGUUCAUGUUAACUGAUCGCGAGAAUCAGUCAAUCCUGAUCACCGGAGAAUCCGGUGCAGGGAAGACUGUGAACACGAAGCGUGUCAUCCAGUACUUUGCAACAAUUGCAGCUAGCGGGGAUAAAAAGAAGGAGGAGCAGGCAGGCAAAAUGCAGGGCACGCUUGAGGAUCAAAUCAUCAGCGCCAACCCCUUGCUGGAGGCCUUUGGAAAUGCCAAGACCGUGAGGAAUGACAACUCUUCACGCUUUGGCAAAUUCAUCAGAAUCCACUUUGGGGCCACAGGGAAACUGGCUUCUGCUGACAUUGAAACAUAUCUGCUGGAGAAGUCAAGAGUCACUUUCCAGCUCAAGGCAGAAAGAAGCUACCACAUCUUUUAUCAGGUCACCUCCAACAAGAAGCCAGAGCUAAUUGAAAUGCUCCUCAUUACCACCAACCCAUAUGACUUCCCUUUUGUGAGUCAAGGUGAGAUCACUGUUCCCAGCAUUGACGACAAGGAGGAGCUGAUGGCUACAGAUAGUGCCAUUGACAUCCUGGGCUUCACUGCUGAGGAAAAAACUGCCAUUUACAAGCUGACGGGGGCUGUCAUGCACUACGGGAACUUGAAGUUCAAGCAGAAACAACGAGAGGAGCAGGCAGAGCCAGAUGGCACAGAAGUUGCUGACAAGGCUGCCUACCUGAUGGGUCUGAACUCAGCUGACAUGCUCAAGGCCCUGUGCUACCCCCGAGUCAAGGUUGGAAAUGAAUAUGUGACCAAAGGUCAGACUGUGCAACAGGUGCACAAUGCUGUAGGUGCUCUUGCAAAGGCAGUCUAUGAAAGGAUGUUCUUGUGGAUGGUUGUUCGCAUCAACCAGCAGCUGGAUACCAAACAACCCAGACAGUACUUCAUUGGUGUUCUGGACAUUGCUGGCUUUGAGAUCUUUGAUUUCAACAGCUUUGAACAGCUUUGCAUCAACUUCACCAAUGAGAAACUGCAACAGUUCUUCAACCACCACAUGUUUGUGCUGGAGCAGGAAGAGUACAAGAAAGAGGGAAUUGAAUGGACGUUCAUUGACUUUGGGAUGGACCUGGCUGCCUGCAUUGAGCUUAUUGAGAAGCCCAUGGGCAUCUUCUCCAUCCUAGAAGAGGAGUGCAUGUUCCCCAAAGCAACUGACACUUCUUUCAAGAACAAGCUCUAUGACCAGCAUCUGGGCAAGUCCAGCAACUUCCAGAAGCCCAAGCCUACCAAAGGAAAGACUGAAGCCCAUUUCUCCCUCAUACACUAUGCUGGCACAGUGGACUACAAUAUCACUGGUUGGCUUGAGAAGAACAAGGACCCCCUGAAUGAAACUGUCAUUGGGUUGUACCAGAAAUCAUCACUGAAAACACUGGCCUUACUGUUUGCCAACUAUGGUGGAGCAGAAGCAGAGGCUAGUGCUGGCAAGAAAGGCGGCAAGAAGAAGGGUUCUUCUUUCCAGACUGUUUCAGCUCUUUUCCGGGAGAAUUUAAACAAGCUGAUGACCAAUCUGCGAAGCACUCACCCCCAUUUUGUACGCUGCAUCAUCCCAAAUGAAACAAAAACACCUGGUGCCAUGGAGCAUGAACUGGUGCUGCACCAGCUGCGGUGCAACGGCGUGCUGGAAGGGAUCAGAAUUUGCAGGAAAGGAUUUCCCAACAGAGUCCUGUAUGCAGAUUUUAAACAGAGAUACAAAGUAUUAAAUGCAAGUGCUAUUCCAGAAGGACAGUUCAUUGACAGCAAGAAGGCUUGUGAGAAACUUCUGGGAUCAAUUGAUAUAGACCACACUCAGUAUAAAUUUGGUCACACCAAGGUGUUCUUCAAAGCUGGACUGGUAGGUCUCCUGGAGGAGAUGAGAGAUGAGAAGCUGGCACAGCUCAUCACUCGCACACAGGCCAGAUGCAGGGGCUUCCUGAUGAGGGUGGAGUACCAGAAAAUGGUGGAGAGGAGAGAGUCCAUCUUCUGCAUCCAGUACAACAUUCGUGCAUUCAUGAAUGUCAAGCAUUGGCCCUGGAUGAAGCUGUUCUUCAAGAUCAAGCCCUUGCUGAAGAGUGCAGAAUCUGAAAAGGAGAUGGCCAAUAUGAAACAAGAGUUUGAGAAAACUAAGGAAGAGCUUGCAAAGUCUGAGGCAAAAAGGAAGGAGCUGGAGGAAAAAAUGGUGAAACUAGUGCAGGAGAAAAAUGACCUGCAGCUCCAAGUGCAGGCUGAAGCUGAUGCUUUGGCUGAUGCUGAGGAAAGAUGUGACCAGCUGAUCAAAACCAAAAUCCAGCUGGAAGCCAAAGUUAAGGAGGUGACUGAAAGGGCGGAGGAUGAGGAGGAAAUCAAUGCUGAGCUGACAGCCAAGAAGAGGAAACUGGAGGAUGAAUGCUCAGAGCUGAAGAAAGACAUUGAUGACCUGGAGUUAACGCUGGCCAAAGUCGAGAAGGAAAAACAUGCCACCGAAAACAAGGUGAAAAAUCUCACUGAAGAGAUGGCAGCCCUGGAUGAAACCAUAGUAAAGCUGACAAAAGAGAAGAAAGCCCUCCAAGAGGCCCACCAGCAGACCCUGGAUGACCUGCAGGCAGAAGAGGACAAAGUCAACACUCUGACCAAAGCUAAAACCAAGCUCGAGCAGCAAGUGGACGACCUUGAAGGGUCCCUGGAGCAAGAGAAGAAACUGCGCAUGGACCUUGAGAGAGCCAAGAGGAAACUCGAGGGAGACUUGAAGCUGGCCCAUGAUACCAUAAUGGACUUGGAAAAUGAUAAGCAGCAGCUGGAUGAGAAACUGAAGAAGAAAGACUUUGAAAUCAGCCAGAUCCAAAGCAAGAUCGAGGAUGAGCAAGUUCUCAGCAUGCAAUUACAGAAGAAGAUCAAGGAGCUGCAGGCCCGUAUUGAGGAACUGGAGGAGGAAAUCGAGGCCGAGCGGACCUCUCGGGCCAAAGCAGAGAAGCAUCGGGCUGACCUCUCCAGGGAGCUAGAGGAGAUCAGUGAGCGCCUGGAAGAAGCCGGGGGGGCUACGGCAGCUCAGAUCGAGAUGAACAAGAAGCGUGAGGCAGAAUUUCAGAAGAUGCGGCGGGACCUCGAAGAGGCCACUCUGCAGCAUGAAGCCACAGCUGCUGCCCUGCGGAAGAAGCAUGCGGACAGCACAGCCGAGCUUGGGGAGCAAAUAGACAACCUUCAGCGUGUCAAGCAGAAGCUGGAGAAGGAGAAGAGUGAGCUGAAGAUGGAGAUUGAUGACUUGGCCAGUAACAUGGAGUCCGUCUCCAAAGCCAAGGCAAAUCUGGAGAAGAUGUGUCGCACUCUGGAAGACCAGCUGAGUGAAUUUAAAACAAAGGAGGAGCAGAAUCAGCGCAUGAUCAGUGAUCUAAGUGCUCAAAGAGCUCGUCUGCAGACAGAAUCUGGUGAAUAUGCACGUCAGGUGGAGGAAAAAGAUGCUUUGAUUUCUCAGCUUUCUAGAGGAAAACAGGCUUUUACUCAACAGAUUGAGGAACUGAAGCGGCAACUAGAGGAAGAGAUAAAGGCCAAGAACGCCCUGGCCCACGCCUUGCAAUCUUCUCGCCAUGACUGUGACUUGCUCCGGGAGCAAUAUGAAGAGGAGCAGGAAGCCAAGGGUGAACUGCAGCGCGCCUUGUCCAAGGCCAACAGUGAAGUGGCCCAGUGGAGAACCAAGUAUGAGACGGACGCCAUUCAGCGCACGGAGGAACUGGAGGAGGCCAAGAAGAAGCUGGCUCAGCGUCUGCAGGAAGCAGAGGAACACGUCGAAGCCGUGAAUGCCAAAUGUGCUUCCCUGGAAAAGACAAAGCAGAGGCUGCAGAAUGAAGUGGAGGACCUGAUGAUUGAUGUGGAAAGAUCAAAUGCUGCUUGCGCAGCUCUGGACAAGAAGCAGAAGAAUUUCGACAAGAUCCUGGCAGAGUGGAAGCAGAAGUAUGAGGAAACGCAGGCUGAGCUGGAAGCCUCCCAGAAGGAGUCUCGCUCUCUCAGCACGGAGCUGUUUAAGAUGAAGAAUGCCUAUGAGGAGUCUUUGGACCACCUGGAAACGCUGAAGCGGGAGAACAAGAACUUGCAGCAGGAGAUUGCUGACCUCACGGAGCAGAUUGCAGAGGGAGGAAAGGUCAUUCAUGAGCUGGAGAAAGUGAAGAAGCAGAUUGAGCAGGAGAAAUCUGAAAUCCAGGCUGCUCUGGAGGAAGCUGAGGCCUCCCUAGAACAUGAGGAGGGGAAGAUCCUGCGCCUCCAGUUGGAGCUCAACCAGGUCAAGUCUGAGAUUGACCGGAAGAUAGCAGAGAAAGAUGAGGAAAUCGACCAGCUGAAGAGAAACCAUCUCCGAGUUGUGGAGUCCUUGCAGAGCAGCUUGGAUGCUGAGAUCAGGAGCAGGAAUGAAGCCCUGAGGCUGAAGAAGAAGAUGGAGGGAGACCUGAACGAAAUGGAGAUCCAGCUGAGCCAUGCCAACCGCGUGGCUGCAGAGGCCCAAAAGAACCUGAGGAACACACAGGCAGUGCUGAAGGAUACCCAGAUACACCUGGACGAUGCUCUGAGGACACAGGAGGACCUGAAGGAGCAGGUGGCCAUGGUGGAGCGCAGAGCAAACCUGUUGCAGGCUGAAAUUGAGGAGCUACGGGCAGCCCUGGAGCAGACGGAGAGGUCGAGGAAAGUGGCUGAGCAGGAGCUGCUGGAUGCAACGGAACGUGUGCAGCUCCUUCACACCCAGAACACCAGCUUGAUCAACACCAAGAAGAAGCUGGAAACCGACAUUUCCCAAAUCCAGAGUGAAAUGGAGGAGACAAUCCAGGAAGCCCGCAAUGCGGAAGAGAAGGCCAAGAAGGCCAUCACAGAUGCGGCCAUGAUGGCAGAAGAGCUGAAGAAGGAGCAGGACACCAGCGCCCACCUGGAGAGGAUGAAGAAGAACUUGGACCAGACAGUGAAGGACCUGCAGCUCCGCCUGGAUGAGGCUGAGCAGCUGGCACUGAAAGGAGGCAAGAAGCAAAUCCAGAAGCUGGAGGCCAGGGUGCGGGAGCUGGAAGGGGAGGUUGAUGCUGAGCAGAAGCGCAGCGCUGAAGCUGUGAAGGGUGUGCGCAAAUACGAGAGGAGGGUGAAGGAGCUGACCUACCAGUCUGAGGAAGACCGGAAGAAUAUUCUCAGGCUCCAGGACCUGGUGGACAAGCUGCAAAUGAAGGUGAAAUCGUACAAGAGACAAUCUGAAGAGGCUGAGGAGCUGUCCAACGUCAACCUCUCCAAAUUCCGCAAGAUCCAGCACGAGCUGGAGGAAGCUGAGGAGCGGGCGGACAUUGCAGAGUCACAGGUCAACAAGCUCCGAGCCAAGAGCCGGGAGUUUCAUAGGAAGAUAGAAGAGGAAGAGUGAGGAUGUCAGGAGGCAGCAAAGUGACAGGGGUGGUGCACAAAAUGUGAACCUCUCUGUCCCUCUCUCCUGUAACUAGUCUUUGUAACCGCCUCAAUGCCUAGAGAAUAAAGACCAUAGAUUGCUUUGCAUACA